This is a messenger RNA of Clonostachys solani, 498 nucleotides long. The record is from the annotation of a GenBank genome assembly. Lineage: Eukaryota; Fungi; Ascomycota; Sordariomycetes; Hypocreales; Bionectriaceae.
AUGUCUGCUCUUCUCAAGACCCUCUUCGCCGUUGCCGUCUCGGCCACCUCUGCCGCCGCCUAUGCCGGUGACAUGACCUACUUCCACCAGGGCAUGGGAGCCUGUGGCCUGGUCCACGCCGACUCCGACGCCGUCGUCGCCCUCUCUUCCUUCGACUUCGGCAACGAUGCCAACCCCAACAAGGCCGCCGUCUGUGGCAAGUGGGUCAAGAUCACUCACGCCAGCGGCAAGACUGCCCGCGCCCAGGUCUGGGACAAGUGCCCCGGCGGCGAGUGCGUCAGCGGUUCCAUCGACGUCUCCCCCAGCGUCUUCCAGCAGAUCACCGACCUCUCUGUUGGCCGCACCCAGGUCACCUGGGAGUUCGAGGACGGCACCGGCGGCGGCCAGAACACCGCCACCACCACCGUCCCCGACAACACUGUCGACAACGUCGCCAGUGCCGCCACCGUCACCGUUACUGUCACCGUCACCGCCCAGCCCCAGGUCUGGCAGGCUUAG